Molecule: messenger RNA, 516 nt
Organism: Egretta garzetta (little egret)
Lineage: Eukaryota; Metazoa; Chordata; Aves; Pelecaniformes; Ardeidae
Gene: TMEM233
Product: transmembrane protein 233
Cellular component (GO): membrane
Source: RefSeq, a predicted model, not a curated record
AUGUCCGCGCUCCCCGCCGGUACCGACAUCAAGAGGGCUCUGGAGAACAGCCCCGAGACCAAUAUCGAGGAUGAGCUGCCCGACGGGCCGCCGCAGCCGCGGCCCAAGAACUACCUGCUCCUCAGCAUCCUCGCCUGCUUCUGUCCCGCCUAUCCUGUUAACAUCGUCGCCUUCGUCUUCGCCGUCAUGGCUUUGAACAGUUAUAAUCAAGGAGAUAUAGAAGGGUCAAAAAGACUGGGUCGCAAUGCACUCUGGGUUGCUGUUGCAUCAAUUAUCAUCGGCCUCGUCAUUAUUGGAAUCUAUUGUGUAGUUCAUUUCACAACGGUUCUGUUUUUCAUUGAAGUCAGUGAUGCAUCGUCUGUCCUUAAUUACUCCAGUAUAAAACUUCACGGACACUGGUGAAAUCAGUUGUUUUCUUCAGCAUACACUGAUCAAAUUUGUCCACGUGGGAAUCUUGCCACUGAUUUUGAUGAUCCCAAGAAUUGGCUGUUCUGUGAACUCCUCUUUGGUUUUUGA